Messenger RNA from Ictalurus furcatus (blue catfish), 1758 nucleotides. RefSeq lists its product as uncharacterized. Lineage: Eukaryota; Metazoa; Chordata; Actinopteri; Siluriformes; Ictaluridae. The transcript has 3 exons. The coding region runs from base 27 to 1082 and encodes 351 amino acids. The record is from RefSeq and is a predicted model, not a curated record.
CAGCUACCACCAGCUCUACAACGGCCAUGACUUCAACCCCAAACACAGCUAACACCAGCUCUACAACGGCCAUGACUUCAACCCCAAACACAGCUAACACCAGCUCUACAACGGCCACGACUUCAACCCCAAACACAGCUAACACCAGCUCUACAACGGCCAUGACUUCAACCUCAAACACAGCUAACACCAGCUCUACAACCUCCACGACUUCAACCCCAAACACAGCUAACACCAGCUCUACAACGGCCCCAACUUCAACCCCAAACACAGCUAACACCAGCUCUACAACGGCCACGACUUCAACCCCAAACACAGCUAACACCAGCUCUACAACGGCCACGACUUCAACCGCAAACACAGCUAACACCAGCUCUACAACCUCCACGACUUCAACCCCAAACACAGCUAACACCAGCUCUACAACGGCCACGACUUCAACCCCAAACACAGCUAACACCAGCUCUACAACCUCCACGACUUCAACCGCAAACACAGCUAACACCAGCUCUACAACCUCCACGACUUCAACCCCAAACACAGCUAACACCAGCUCUACAACGUCCACGACUUCAACCCCAAACACAGCUAACACCAGCUCUACAACCUCCACGACUUCAACCCCAAACACAGCUACCACCAGCUCUACAACCUCCACGACUUCAACCCCAAACACAGCUACCACCAGCUCUACAACGUCCACGACUUCAACCCCAAACACAGCUAACACCAGCUCUACAACCUCCACGACUUCAACCCCAAACACAGCUAACACCAGCUCUACAACCUCCACGACUUCAACCCCAAACACAGCUAACACCAGCUCUACAACCUCCACGACUUCAACCCCAAACACAGCUAACACCAGCUCUACAACGGCCCCAACUUCCACAGCACCACCAGCUGCAACUUUCACCUUGACCUUCAGCAUCAAUGAAAUCUUUGUUGCAGAGCUGUCUAAUCCGCUCUCUACACGGUUUAUAGAAAAAGCUACAAAUAUCAGUAAUCAGGUAUGCUUUAGAGAUAAUGCCACCAUUUACAAUUUAUUUAAUUCUUCUAAACAUGACAUUCUGCCACAUUAACACUUAUAUUGGCGUAUAAGACAACGUGAACAACUCACCUGGUUCUAAUCGUGUGUUUCUGUUAGUAGGAUGCAGGGCAUGUCUGAUUUUUGUGAUUCAGCCAUGGGGCACAGUUUUAUAUGAAUUUGAGCAUUUACUUUUUUCUAAAUGUUAUUUGUUAUUGAUAACUUUAUCUAUGGCUAAAUAACAAACCUGAUUCAUUUUUCUUCUUCUUCUUUUCGUUCUUUUUUAAAAAUUUUUUUAGGUUGAACCAUUGUACAAGAAAGCCUUUCAAAACUUCAUCCGCAUGCAAAUUCUAGCAUUUAGGAACGGUUCUAUCGUGACAGAUAGCAAGCUGUUAUUCAGUUCUAGUGGCCCAAAUGUUGAUGUGACCCAAGUGACCAACACCCUUCGUGAUGGACUUAACAACUUGACCUUUAGUGUUGAUCCAAACUUCAGGGUUGUCCAGACUCUUGGUAAUUCCAUGUCACCAGUGAUUGCCAGUUCACGUUCCAUGAUAUGGAUGUUUCUUCUAUCACUUCUCCUUUCGGUGGCAUUGCACUUCUAGCUCUACACCUGAUCGGAAAACAUCCAUGAUACCUUAAUAAUGCAGAUUUCUAUUUAACAAUCCGACCUAUAAGUUUGCUUUUUACUGAUUAGUAUUUCAUUCAUAAGAUUAAAAGGGAAUAGGGUGUUU